AUGCCGUGUUGGUACUACGAGCGUGAAGAUCUCAUCCAUACGCCGUCUUUUCAUGACCAAAUCGACACUGAGACUGAAACACGUUUUCGACGCGAAGGCGCUCGAUUUCUUUUCGAUGUGAGCAACAAAAUGAAGCUGCGUUAUGACACAUGCGCCACUGCCAUUGUAUUUUUCCAUCGCUUCUACAUGUCUCAUUCAUUCAAAGCAUUUCCGCGUUAUGUCACAGCCGCCUGUUGUCUCAUGUUGGCUGGAAAGGUAGAAGAAACCCCGAAGAAAGUGCGCGAUAUCAUCAAAACAGCCCAACUUCUUCUGUCUGAGGCAGAUUUUAAACAGUUUGAAGUCAUGGCUUAUGAACGUGUUCUGCUAAAGACAAUCAAGUUUGACUUACAAGUGUCUCAUCCAUACGGUUUUCUGCUGCAAUUUGUGAAGCGUAAUAACGACAAAUUGAAGGAACUCGUACAAAUGUCUUGGUCUUUCAUUAAUGAUAGUCUAGCGACUACGUUGUGUCUUCAGUGGGAACCGGAAAUCGUCGCAUGUGCUGCUCUCUACCUGGCCACCCGCGUCAGUCGCUACACAAUCGAAGAUUGGGAGGGCAAACAACCUGAUGUCCGGUGGUGGGAGAGUUUCGUGGAGGGCAUGAGUACUGAGGUUAUUGCAAGGUCCGUGCAUGCGACAUUCAAUUGGUUUCUUGCAACCAUUAACGAUACACUUUCGUGUGCCGGUUUUGGUCGCCCAUUUGGAUAA
Echinostoma caproni is the source of this 744-nucleotide messenger RNA. Lineage: Eukaryota; Metazoa; Platyhelminthes; Trematoda; Plagiorchiida; Echinostomatidae. The record is from the annotation of a GenBank genome assembly.